Messenger RNA from Erinaceus europaeus (western European hedgehog), 4345 nucleotides. It is a transcript of the gene MROH7, whose product is annotated as maestro heat like repeat family member 7. Bases 303 to 4268 code for a protein of 1321 amino acids. Gene Ontology annotation, cellular component: cytoplasm. The transcript has 24 exons. Lineage: Eukaryota; Metazoa; Chordata; Mammalia; Eulipotyphla; Erinaceidae. The record is from RefSeq and is a predicted model, not a curated record.
UCGGUAAGCUGCAGGUGGCUCUGGGAAAGUCCCAGGGGUGGGGGCAACCUUCACAGCCUCCACAAAGCAGUUACCACCUUGCCCCACCCCCUGGGUAAAAGUCUCCUUCCUCUGGCUGAAAUUCCAGUUAGAACUUCCUACCUUUGGCUGAAAGCUGACUUUUCUGUUACCAUGUGGAUGCCCCAGGUGGAGGGACCCACUCCUGCUUAAGAACACCAUGCAUGCAGGAGCACUGCAAGGCGCUCAACAGUCAGCUACUGGAAAGAAGGCCACUGUGGUGCUGAGAAACCUCUAGGCCAGGCAUGGCCCUGAGUCCGAGGGCUAGUCUGCUCCUCCUCGAAGACUCAAAGAUGACACCUUCUGAGUCCUCCACUGUGGGCCCAGGCCUGGGCUCUGACAUCAUCUCUGGGUCAGGCCCAGAUAUAGCCCUGGCUCCUGUCUUAAAUCCACCCCCAGAUCCAGCUUCUGCUACCAUCCUAGACCUUAAUCCAACUCAGAGCCCUGUCUCUGAGGAGGCCCCUGGCCUGGCCUUUGACAACACCCCUGGAUGUGGUGAGGGCAAGCCUGAGGCUGCAGCCCCCCUCCAGAUCACCACCUCUCUCUCUGCUGAAGUCCUAGCUCUGAAUUCAAAUCCCCUCUCAAGGUCCAGUUCACAGGGGGGCCUACACCCAGCCUUGAACCUCAUUCUGAGACCCAGCUCUCCCGAGGCCCCUGGUUUGGCUGCAGGGAGGUGCUUUGGAUCAAAAUCUGAGGAGGUCUUCACCUCCCUCUCAAACAAGAUUUUCGAUUUGGCUCAGAGUAACACCAAUCCUUGCAGGUCCGAAUCCAACCCAUUUUUAAAGUCCUGUUCAAGAGAAGGCCUGGUUCAGGGCUGCCGUAUCUCCAGGCCCAGAUCCAGAGCACUCCUGAUCCCAGCCUCAGACCUUACUCCGGAUGCAGACCCCAGCCUGCGGCUGGGCUUGGAUUCCAAAAACAUCUCCCAGCUAGACCUGAGUUCGGCUGCAGGUGCCUGUGGGGCCCUGGUCCCGGACACAAGCGAGUCCAUCACGUUCCUCUCCCAGAAUAUCUCUCGGUCUGUUUCCAAAGGAACCUUUGGCACCACUUGGACCACAAGCUCCAAAGGAGCCACCAAUGGAGCUCCGGACAGCAUGCCCAUGGCUGACAUGAACAUGACUGUCACACAGUCCUCGUGCAUGACGCUGAUACCUCCUGCCCCUGCUGAUGCUGAGGGUGCCAGCCAGCACUCCAGCGCCCACAGGCCCACUUUCGCUUACUCCCCCUCUUCCUACAUGACCCUGAUUCUGGGCUCCAAUGAGACGCUGAGCCUGGGCUCUAGCCUCCUCUUCAGUGACACCUCCACUCUGACCUUGAGCAGCCAGCGUGACUACUCUGAGGACAACAGCACCCACACUCUGCCCCUGGCCGAGAACUUGGUGAGCUGGGGCCAGGUGCCUGGUAUGCAGCUGGGCUUCCCCACCUGUGACGUCACGGACACGAGUGCCUUGCACAGCAUCCCAAAGGAAACCUUUGAGGAAGUGACCUCACGCCUGGUGAUGGAGUCAGGGAAGAAAGAAGAUGACAGCAAAAUGACCCUGGAUGGGAAUAUCCUCACCCUCAAGGAAAGCCAGGAACAGCUGGGAGUGGAAGGAGAGAAGAAGACCAUGAUGAAGAAGAUGAUGAGGCAGAUUCAGGAGGAGCCGCUCGAUUCCCUGUUAAGUUCCGUCCGCCAGCAGGCUAUGGAGACCCUGACCAAGCUGAGCCACACCCAGCCUAUCCUGGGGUUGCGGGAAAGGACAGAGAUGGUGAGCACAUGCGUGAAGAGUGUGUUCUCCCUGCCCUCCGUGCAGGCCAUGCAGGAGAAAGAUGAGGCCCAGGCUGAGAUCAUACAGACCCUUUACCAUCAGACCCUGGAUGCCCUGCAGAAACUACUCAACGCCCUCUUUGCGGAAGACCCCACACCUACUGGGUUGAAGACCAUAUUGGAGCCCCUGGGGCCCUGGAUGAACUCUGGGAAGGUCCAUGAGCGAAGACGGGCUGUGAACAGCAAUGUCUCUGUGUUGAACCACACGCUUCUGACUCUGCCUCUCUUUAUGUCCUCGGGGUUCCCGGCUCUGGGGCUUCUACUGGGGAGGCUCAUCCUUCGCAUCGGGGAUCCUGAUGAAGAGAUUGGCCGGGAAGCUCUGGAUGGCAUCAUCAUCCUCUAUACCAUCCUGGAGCUCCAGAAAAGAGCCGGAGAUAAGGAAGAAACCAACAAGAAGGAGCUGUAUGAGAGCAACAAGCGUUUCCUGGGGCCUUACAACCCUGUCAGCCCCUGCCAGAACAUUCUCCGAGUGAUCGCGGAAUUUGGUGACUUCCUGGGACCCCAGCAGGUAAAAGACCUGCUGCUUGCAGCCCUGGAAGGGCUGAAAGGUGUCUCAGAGACUCCUCGGGGGAAGGACUCAGGGGAGAUGAUGCAGCUGGCCUCAGAGGUGACGCUCAGCUCCGUGCUGGAGUGGUACCGCCACAGGGUGCUGGAGGUGAUCCCAGAAAUCAUGCAGGGCAUCUACCUGCAGCUGAGUCACAUCCAGGAGCCCCGGGCCCGAGAGGUGGCCCUGCUGCCUGUCUCCCUCCUGGCCAGCUCCUUCAUGACAGAGGUGGUGGUGGCGCUGCUCAUGUGCCCGCUCCCGCUGGACAGCAACGGGGCAGAGAUGUGGAGACAGCUACUUCUGCGCAAGCCCAGCUGUGACGUCCGAGACCUUCUGGACCUGUUGCUCACUAGCCUGAAGGAGAAACCCAUCACCAAGAAGGGCCGGGCCUCCAUCGUGCCCCUGGCAGCGGCCAGCGGCCUGUGCGAGCUCCUGUCCAUCAAAAGCUGCAUGGGCCGCGUGAGGCGCAUCUACCCGCAGCUGCUGCUGGCGCUGCUCAUCCAGGUCCAUUACCACAUCGGCCUCAGUCUGCCCUGCCGCGCAGCAAACAGCAAGGACGGACAGAAGAACCUAAGGCUCUCCUGCUUCCUGCCUGCGCGCUGGGUGGUCAAAGUGGUGAAAACCCUGCUGCUGAAGAUGGGCUGCUCCUACGAGGCCACCUUUCUGGAGGACCAGCGUGGCUGGGAGCUUAUGGAGCAGGCGGAGAACCACCACCGGGGGGUGUCCCUGCUGGCCAGGGCCAUGGUGCACUACUCCUGCCAGGAGCUGUGCCGCAUCCUCUACCUGCUGAUCCCACUCCUGGAGCGGGGGGACGAAAAGCACAAGAUCACCGCCACCGCCUUCUACGUGGAGCUCCUCCAGAUGGAGCAGGUGCGGCGGAUCCCCGAGGAGUACUCUCUGGGCCGCAUGGCGGAAGGCCUCAUACACCAGGAUCCCAUCAUGAAGGUGCUGUCUAUUAGAGGCCUAAUGAUCCUGGCCCGCAGGACAGAGAAGACUGCCAAGGUGCAGGCCCUCCUCCCCUCCAUGGUGAAGGGCCUGAAGAGCAUUGACGGGCAGUUGGUGGUGGAGGCAGUGGAGAACCUCAAGGCCAUCUUCAAGGGGCAGGACCGCAAGCUGACGGGCAGCUCCUUCUGUGUGGAGAUGCUGCAGGCCCUACUGCCGCACUUCAGUGACUCCCGGGAAGACGUGCGCUGCUCCUGCAUCAACCUGUACGGCAAGGUGGUCCAGAAGCUGCGGUCGCCCCACUCUCGGGACAUGGAGGAGCAGCUGGUCAGCACCCUGGUGCCCCUGCUGCUCAUCACACAGGAGGGCAACACCAAGGUGAGCCAGAAAUGUCUGAAGACCCUGUUCCGCUGUUCUUGCUCCAUGGCUUGGGAACUGCCAAAGGGAGUUUACAGCAGGAAGCCCUGGGACAGCCAGCAGCAGGUGGUGGCCAAAGUGUGCAAGUACCUGGUGAACACCCAUAAAGAGAGUGCCUUCACGUUCCUCAGCCAGAGCCUGGAGUAUGCCAAGAAUCCCCGGGCUUCCCUGCGCAAGGCCUCCGUCAUUUUCAUAGGGUCACUGGUCCCCUGCAUGGAGAGCAUCAUGACUGAAGAUCAGCUGAAGGAAGUGAAAGUCGCUCUGGAAAACCUGAGACAUGACCCAGAGGCCUCAGUGUGUAUCUACGCAGCCCAGGCCCAAGACCAUAUCCUGACCAGCUACUGGCAAACUUCCUGGCCAUUGCUGCAAGGGGAUUCAUGGAUGUGCGACCCGUCCUCCACACACCAGUGGAGCCCGAGCUGUGAGAAUCUGCCCACUUCCCACCAGCGGCGCUCCUGGCUCAGGCAGGCACUGAGCAACUGGAAGAUGUCCAUGAAGCAGUGAUGCCCUGUGCUCCCAGCCCUCCACAGGGUGGUCACGACCCCAGCCAUGCCCGCCAUAAAUGUCACGUGGCUACCCUC